This is a messenger RNA of Meloidogyne enterolobii, 1302 nucleotides long. The record is from the annotation of a GenBank genome assembly. Lineage: Eukaryota; Metazoa; Nematoda; Chromadorea; Rhabditida; Meloidogynidae.
AUGAAAAUACAUUUUAUUGAUGACAAUUUGAAGAAAAAUGUUCUCCAAGUACCAGUUCCUGCAGCCUCUCAUAAUAGUGUUGAAGCUCUCAGAAAUUAUUUAUCUACAACACUUAAACAUCAGUCUGAUGCUAUUGACUCUGUUGAAAAACCAGGAGCAUUUAUUCCUCCUCCAUCUCUUCUCAGAUCUCCUCCAAGAGCGGAGAGGAUUAAACGCUCUGAAGAUGAACCGAUAUCUCCUCCGUUAAAAACUCCUCCACUAUACGAGGAGGAAGAAGAAAAUAAAGAAAAAUCUCCUUCGCCAGAACUUAUAACCCCGCCCCUAUAUCUAGAGGACGAGAAUAAAGAUAAAACUCCGUCUCCAACAAGAGAAGAGCCAAGAACCCCACCACUUUAUUUGGAAGAAAAUGAGAAAGAAAAAUCUUCUCCAAUACCUUCUACAAUAGAGGAUGCGGAGACUCUACCUCCAAAACCAAAGAAAGAAAGAAAAGAGGAGAAAGAGCCACAGGCACAGCCAAGUGUUCCUCAAAAACCAACUUCUACCGACUUGAGUACCAUAAAGCCUGGCAAGAAGGAAGAGCAAGUUCACCAUGAAAAAUCUGUGACUCAAAAGCCUCCUGUUUUAAGUAAUAUAGGAGUGAGUAAAGAGGAAAAUAAGAAGGAGCAAGAAAAACCUCCGACACAAAAGCCUCCUGUUCUAAGUAAUAUAGGAGUGAGUAAAGAGGAAAAUAAGAAUGAGCAAGAAAAACCUUCGACUCAAAAGCCAUCUUCUAACCUUUUGAGUACUAUUGGAAUAGCUAAAAAGGAAGAGAAAAAGGAGAAAGAUAAGCCACACUCUCAAACUCGUCCUUCAAGUGCUUUGAGUUCUAUAGGGUUAAAUAAGAAGGAAGAGAAAAAAGAGCAAGAAAAACUAUCAAGUGUUUUGACUAGUAUAGGAUUAGGUAAAAAGGAAGAAGAGAAGCAGAAAAAUAAACCACCACCUCCGACUCCUAGAGAGAAAUUGAAGUCUCCUCCAAGGUAUAAAGAAGAUGAUAAACCUUCAACUCCAAAACCUGAAAAAGAACAAAUUAGUACUACACAAAAACCUCCAUCUCUAAAACCUGAAAAAGAGCAAAUUAGUACUACACAAAAACCUCCAGACUCUAUUACUCCUAGUGCUUUAGAUUUAUCAAGAAAGGAUGAGAAGAAACCUAAAGAAAAUAGUACACAAAAAUCAUCGGUUUCAAGUAGUGCAGGGUUGGAGAGCAAUAAAAAGGAAGAGAAAAAAUCACAAAAACGUCCUGCGAGUGUAAAGACAAUAUGA